Molecule: messenger RNA, 861 nt
Organism: Aspergillus versicolor CBS 583.65
Lineage: Eukaryota; Fungi; Ascomycota; Eurotiomycetes; Eurotiales; Aspergillaceae
Exons: 1
Coding region: 164-829 (221 amino acids)
Source: RefSeq, a predicted model, not a curated record
CUACUAAUAGCCGGAGCGUACGUACACCAGUGUAUACACACUAAGCAAUUGUCAGCAUCCGCAUCCCACGGGUAACCACUAAACGCUAUAGGGGAUCAAGGAAGAAGCCAAGGAAUAUGGAUCCUCACGUCAGCCCACGGAGCUCGCGGUCUACAAGAGUAUUAUGUUAGGCAAGUACCCUCCUGCAGACUGGAUAUUAGGUAGACUUCCUCCUCUUCCGUCCAUACCGAGUACAACCACCUCCAUCCCGUCAACGACCAAUCUAGUUCCUGGCAUCCUUGAUAGAGCUAAUACAACCAUGGCCCCAUUCACAAAAUUCUGGCUUUUCGCACUCAAGGACGGAGUAACCUCUACCUCGCAGCCCUUCACGCAGCUCCUCGCUGAAAUUGUCGAGUUCUGCGCAUCAUAUACGAACCCGGGUCCCGGAUCGCCGCAAAUGCAUGCCUUCUACAAAGCAUCCAACGCCCCAUCCGACAUCCUCCUAAUAACGGGUUUUCCGUCACAGGAGCUCAAUGACGAGGCCCACGAAGUAUUUGUCGAGAAAUUUUUCGCCCGCAUGUUUGAGCUCGUUGAGCAUCGCUCGAUGAAACAGGUUGAGGUGGAUGUGAAGGAGUUUCCGCUGGAUCAGGAGAGGCUUGCGGUUGUUACUUCGGGGGAGAGAAUUGCAGGGUUGAAGGGCAAGGGGGGAUGGGACGUGUUGCAAAGGGCUGACGACAAGCCGACCGCGGAGGAGGUAUGGGUACAUGUUUUGCCUUGGGAUGAGGAGGUUGAGAAUAGCAGCGUGGGAGCUGGGGAUAUACUGUACUUGGAAAAGAUUGUGGGCCGGUAGAUAUCACUUUCAUAGUAAAUAGACCCAGGCCU